Messenger RNA from Solea solea (common sole), 691 nucleotides. It is a transcript of the gene dbndd1, whose product is annotated as dysbindin domain containing 1. Bases 62 to 529 code for a protein of 155 amino acids. NCBI's taxonomy places the organism in Eukaryota, Metazoa, Chordata, Actinopteri, Pleuronectiformes, Soleidae. The record is from RefSeq and is a predicted model, not a curated record. Gene Ontology annotation, cellular component: cytoplasm. Gene Ontology annotation, biological process: negative regulation of protein kinase activity. The transcript is spliced from 4 exons.
UCUGUCUCCCCCACUCUCUAUGCUGGUGUGGUGAGCAGCAGGACGCUCUCCACUAAGCUGCAUGGAGGCACAGGGAGGGGCAGGGAGCCCAGAGCCCAAUAAAGACAUCCAGAAGCUGCUGAAACCCUCCAGCUCAGGAGACCUAAACAAGGAGCUGUUCCAGCACCCAGCAGGGGACGAGGAGAGCUGCCUGUCAGGACACACUGCGAGCCUGCUGCACAUCACUGAGAGGAGACAACCACUGAGCAGUGUAUCUUCUUUAGAGGUGCACUUUGACCUCUUGGACCUGACUGAGCUGACUGACAUGUCCGACCAGGAAUUGGCCGAGGUGUUUGUUGACUCUGAGGAGGAAAACCACAACGAGUUUCCAGCAGGUUCCCAGCAGCCUGUGCUGCCCAAAUGUGGGUACAUGCGCUCGCCCUCAUGGACACGCUGCAGCAAAGUGGAGUCCCCGCGCGAGAGAAAACACCACAGCGACUCAGACACGGCAGAGCCCCUAAUGAAGCUGGAGAGGCCCAAGCAGCCGUGACGUCUGGUGUGAAUGUGAAUCUGCCAGACAGCAGAGAGAGGAAAGCCGGAGCCAGACAGACCGAGUCAGACUCACAUGCUGUAAUGUCUCAUGGUGCUGAACAGAAGAGUUCAGAUCAAACUCUGGACACUGUGCUCUGUACUAAAGAUGUGCAAUACACUC